GUGACAUCCAGCGGAAGUAAACAAACCAAGCGGCAGCGUUAGCCGUGUGUAGAAUUCACUGGAAGGCUUUACUGCAGUUGUAGCGUCGCUAAUUAUUUAAUUUGUGAUUAAUUAACAAUGUCUUCAGUUGAGUGUUUGAGAGAGUUUGUCAACGAGCGACUAACUGCUGCUGCUGAAGAAAUAUUCCGAGUUUUUAUAAAAACUAUCGUCGAGUACGAGGAAGAGAUCGAUCGUCAGCGCAGACUGCUGGAUAUCGUUUGGAAACCCGAAGUAAAGUUACACAGGAUAGAGCUCCCACAGCAACAUGUCUGGAAGGAGGAGGUUCUGGCUGACCAGCAGCUCUGUAUUCAGGAGAGGAACUCCAGUCUGGACCAAGAGGACCUAGAGCUUCCACAGAUUAAAGAGGAACAGGAGGAACUCUGUACCAGUCAGGAGGGAGAGCAGCUUGUACUGAAGCAGGAGACUGAUACCUUUAUGUUGACUCCUACUUAUGAGGAAAGAGACCACAGUGAAGCAGAACUGAAAAGUGACCACCAGCUCCUCUCUCACAGCUGUCAUGUAGCUGAGAGCCAAGAUCAGAAAGGAGGCGAGCAUGAAGACUCAGGAUCAACUAGAGAUGCAGAGCCAGAACAAAAGAAUCAAGAUCACAAAAGCAGAAGCCACAGAAACAAUGUAAACAAGUCUACCAUGUCAGAGGUUCACCAUAAUCCUCACACAGGUAAAAACUCUUUAAAAUGUGACACAUGUGGAAAGAUU
Micropterus salmoides (largemouth bass) is the source of this 756-nucleotide messenger RNA. RefSeq lists its product as uncharacterized. Lineage: Eukaryota; Metazoa; Chordata; Actinopteri; Centrarchiformes; Centrarchidae. The record is from RefSeq and is a predicted model, not a curated record. The transcript is spliced from 2 exons. The annotation marks the transcript as partial.